Messenger RNA from Episyrphus balteatus (marmalade hoverfly), 1491 nucleotides. RefSeq names its product 5-hydroxytryptamine receptor 1D-like. Gene Ontology annotation, biological process: G protein-coupled adenosine receptor signaling pathway; adenylate cyclase-activating G protein-coupled receptor signaling pathway. The record is from RefSeq and is a predicted model, not a curated record. Bases 187 to 1491 code for a protein of 434 amino acids. Lineage: Eukaryota; Metazoa; Arthropoda; Insecta; Diptera; Syrphidae. Gene Ontology annotation, cellular component: membrane. The transcript has 4 exons. Gene Ontology annotation, molecular function: G protein-coupled receptor activity.
UGCAAACCAUCACUAAAUCCAACUCCCAUUUUUGAUUAAUUUUAAAAUUGUAAACAAAAACAAAAAACACCUUUACAUCAAAGUGUGAAUCAAUUUGACGCAUGACCACCAGCUGCAACACAAAGACCAAAAACAGUGGUUCCAACAUAUUUAUCAAUAAACCAUCAUCCUCAUCAUCGUAUAAUCAUGGAAGAGGAAACCAUAGUUGAACGUCUUGAAGAGGAAAUUAAUAUAACUCACCCACAGGCAUUUGAGAUUCAAUUAAAGUUAUACAAUCUCUUCAUACCGAUUUUAUGUUCCAUUAUAAUUCUUGUAAAUCUUCUCAUUGUCCUUUCAAGUGGACUUAUUCUCCGCAAAAGACAACAACCUCGUAGCACUUAUAUAUUUCUAGGAAAUGUAGCCCUAUCGGAUUUAUUAAUUGGAACAACAACCCUUGCCGUUCAAUACUGUCCCGAUGAGCUGCGGAGUGAAAUGGUUUGCUGUAUAAGUAUAGGUAUGACGGUAUGUUCGACCUUGGUGUCCGUUUAUAGUGUUGGACUCAUAGGAAUCGAUAGAUAUUUGUAUAUUUUGUAUGGACUUCAUUACCAGAGGUAUGUUUCAUCCCAACGGGCACAUGGAAUGGUUCUAGCAACGUGGCUUUUAGCCGGAGUUAUCAGCUUUCUUCCUGCAUUUGGACUGAGGAAUCCAACGGAUAAUGGAAAACUCUGUUGGUUUAUUGUGUUGGUUCCUCCGAAACUAGUACUUUUUACGACUUCUGUUGGAAUGAUCCCAUUGGCCUUGAUAAUUGUGCUCUACAGCAUCAUUUUGAAGUACGCUUUGGUACGAAUAUCCUACCUUCAUCGGGCCUCAAUUGGAGACCAGUUAACACAAGUCGGUGGCUUAAGGCUUUUCCGUGGAGGAUCGUCUUCUUCGAAAACAUCAGUUGGAUCUUUGGAUGCUCCAAAUGUUAUCUACUUGCAAGAAGAAAGACAAAUCCAAGCUCAACCUAGAAGAUCCAUAUUUAAAUGUUUUCAAAAAACAAUUAAACCAAAAUCAAGCCUGCCAGUUUACAGUGCAAACAAGUGGAAGGCCAUUAAAAUUGUUCUUCUAACAACAGGAGCCUUCUUUGUGACGUGGGUUCCAUUCUUUGUUGCAUCGAUGCUAUAUGCAAUGUGUGGACCCUAUUCCGAUCCUGAUUAUUGUGAUAGCUUACGUGUAGCAAUAGCUAAUCCACUGGCCUUACUUGGAUUAUGUAAUAGUGUCCUGAAUCCUAUAAUUUAUGCUUGGUGGCAUAAUGGAUUUCGGGAAUCGGUGAAAAAAAUCGUUAAAGGGAUUUUAGGUGAAAGAUUUCAAACUGAAGACUUAAAUAAUGUUCCACGGAUUAGUCAAGUAACAAGGAGCACAACAGAAGUGAGUUUAGUUCAGGGAACAGAUGGAACUGACGAAUUCUCGAAUGUUGUAGAGAGAAAUACAUCAAUAAGAACUCAAAAUGAGAAUUCAAAUUCCAUUUAA